AAAUAACAGAGAAUGAACAUCCGUAUUUUUGAUAUUAAAAAAACCAUAUUAUCAUUAAAGCCAGUAUUUCAUUCUGUGAACCGUUUCUCUCGGCUGAAACAAACCAGAGAUGUGAAAGGCGUUGGAAAUAUCCUUGAAAGCAAAACAAACAAAAUUGCUUUUGAUUACUGACCAGAGGAGAGAGGAGGGGGAAGGAGUAUAGGUCUUUAUCUCCCUACCCCCUCUUCCCCCUUUCACCCUCUUUCCAGCGACACACACACGCACACACACAGACACAUGCACAUGCGACAGGAAAUGAGGAGGGUGGGGCAGAACCGCAAGAGUAUAUAAGGAGUGGGAAUAACCUGAUCAUCACAGUGCAACUCAAGUUCACCAUCUAACGACUACAACCACCACAAUGAGGACUCUGAUCGCUUUGGCAGUGAUGGGGCUGUGCGCCUCCUCUUCAGCUCUCCCCCAUCAGGCCUCCUACAUCCCCUUCCCCAGCUACUCCUACGGCGGCACCUACCAGCCCAAGUACGUGGGUCCUCUGGCUUCCUCCGUGCCAGCAGGCGUCGGCGGGAAAGUCAUCCCCGUCUCGGACACUUACGAGGUGGCUGCGGCUCGCCAGGCCUUCUUCGACGCCUACCAGAAGCAACUGGCGGCCGUCGGCGCCUAUGGGCGCUACGCUGCCGCCCCUGUCUACCACCACCAAGCCCCUGUGCACGCCGUGGUCCACGCCCCUGCAUACCUCCCAGCAGCUUCCUACGCCCACACCAUCCCUUCGACGGUCGUGGUGGCCAACGGCCACGUCCAGGACACUCCGGAGGUGGCGUCCGCCAAGGCGCAGUUCUUCCACCUCUACAACAAACAGGCCGCUGCAGCAGCCGCCGCUCCUGACGACUACGUCGUCAAAGGGAACGACUACUAUCACGAUCACCACUACUGAAGGAGGAGAGGGCGAAAGGGAAUGGUGUGGAAACGUAAUUAGCUUUUUAGUGGAAGAAUCUUAUGUCCUCAGACAUCAUGGUCUUCUACAUCAGAGUCUAUUGUCAGAUUGCACGUGUGGAAUUCUAUUUUCGUAAAUAACUCGAAAGCCUAAUAAAGAUUAUUUGCAAAAAUAAUAA
Messenger RNA from Macrobrachium nipponense, 1106 nucleotides. Its product is annotated as cuticle protein CP1499-like. NCBI's taxonomy places the organism in Eukaryota, Metazoa, Arthropoda, Malacostraca, Decapoda, Palaemonidae. The coding region runs from base 398 to 928 and encodes 176 amino acids. The record is from RefSeq and is a predicted model, not a curated record. The transcript has 2 exons.